CAGGAAUAAAUAAUACAAACCAAAACAUUUACACACAUUGAACACACUUCAGAUGAGAAAGAGCAUAUGUAAAAGACACAACUAAAGAACCAUGAUUUUCAAGCUUAGUCUAAUAUUAAUCCUGCUGUGUAUCACCAGGGAAAGUUUUGAGAACAAGAGGAAUGCAGCGAGCAAAUUCACAACAAGACAGAUGAGACUGUGGAUUGGUCAGCGAUGGGAGAGGAAGGGUUAUACUUGGGGAAUCACAACACUUCAUGGUGACCCAAUAGAAGAAGUAACGAGACAGAUUGCAUGUGACAAGCUCUCGUUAAGCAUUGGGGUAAAGAGAUAUAUCAAGUGGGUGACAACGUCAGGUUUAUAUGAGGAAUGGAAUGUGAAAUGCAGCCCAAAAGCAAGACAUAUAAAUGAUUGUAAAAAGAGAGAAUAUAAAUGGGCAGGAAAGUAUAAACCACGUGUGCACCAUCAAAGCGUAAAAUGUAAUUUCAGCAACUCUGCUGCUGUGGACAGAUCUUCUCCUUGUCGCACACAUCCCAACAGUCAAAACAUGGGGCAAACAGUGUGUGAUUAUCAUCCUAAGGACCCCAACCCACCUGUGGAAUUAUGCUGUCACUGUUGGAUGUUUUUUGAAGAUCCAUUCUCAAAUGAAGUUAUGCCUUUGGGAUCUAUGUCAAAGGCCGCAAAAACUGCAUGUGGAUUCAAAGAAAACAGGACAGAAUGCAUUUGUGAUCCUUAAUUUCAAUGUAUACUGAAUAAAUUUCCAAAUAUUAAACAAUGGAAAAAUUAUUUAAAAGCAAAAAAAA
Molecule: messenger RNA, 800 nt
Organism: Owenia fusiformis
Lineage: Eukaryota; Metazoa; Annelida; Polychaeta; Sabellida; Oweniidae
Source: the annotation of a GenBank genome assembly